UUGUUGUUGUAAGUGAUGGGCAAAACCAGUGAUGACUCGUCAGCGGCAACAACGCCAAUAUGUCGGUGUCGGGUCAUGUAUUUGGGUUCGGCAGUACCGCAUAUCACCAAAGAUGGCCUACAGGGCAUACAGGAGCCCCUGCGUGACCUCUACCCCGAGCACGGCUUGCUUGGUCAGGCUGGAGGAGGAGGUCCGGUAGCCGGCGGUAUCGAUUCGUGGCUAAGUGUCUGGAGUAAUGGUAUACUAGUGGAAAACGUGGAUGACCAAGGUAACGAAAUGAAACGAUUUCAUCCGAUCGAGUCGCUACACUAUUGCGCUGCCGUACGCUACGUAUCAGUGCCCCGGGGCGGCCAACAUACCAAUCAUAUAGCCAACGGCAACAACGGCACUAUCAAUACUAACACCAACAACACGUUUGCUGCCAUAAAUGGCAACUCGGCAUCGUCUACACUGUCGUCGACAAUCAUCAACGGCGGCGGCGGUAUCGGUGCUAGCGGUGGCGGCGGUGGUGACAAAGUGGCCAAAUUUUUACCUCUCGACAGUCCCUUUUCAAGGUAUGCCAAUACCAGUCAUCCGCCGCUGUUUGCUUGCAUUCUUCGCCGUACAACCGGAAUCAAAGUACUCGAAUGUCACGCCUUUAUCUGCAAGAAGGAGCCGGCGGCCAAUGCACUGGUCAGAUGUUGUUUUCACGCCUACGCCGAUACUAUUCACGCCAAACAAAUCGAUACCGAAUCGCCGUACGAACAGCUCGAUCGGCGCCGAUCCCGUUCAAUAUCGGCAUUGGAUACCGUCGAGAAAGUCGAGGAAUGGCGUAACCGAUCGACCAGUUCGUCGACAACACACGACGAUAUCGGUGCCGGUGAUCUUAUAGUGCAUUCGUCCUCUUCUACCACUAACGGUCUACACCACCAUCACAUGAAUGGACAUACGCUGACCACAACCAACGGUCACGGAUCGCGUCCGCGGACACCGUCGGCCACAUCCAUCAUUAGUCACUCGCCGCCGCACGAAGAAGAGUCCAACUAUAAGGUCUGGAACGGAUCGGCUCAUCUGGAAAGGGAAGUCGUCUAUCAUGACGGCAACGCCACACUGAGAAGCAUGCGAUCCAAUAGCAAUACAAUGAUGCCGAUGGCGGUGCCGAAACCGCCCAAACCCAGACAAAUUGCAAUGCCAUCCAAUGGUCCGCCGCCACCACUGCCAUCGUCACUGCCGCCGCCACCGCCUCUGCCGAUGACUACCUUAAUGAAGGGCACAAAGAAGUCGUCGAAGAAACAACAGGCAAAAGAAAGUACUUUGAAAAAGAAACACAAAUACAAGGGAUUUAUGGGACCACAGUCCCAGCACAUACCAGUGCCACAUCAUAUGAUAGCCGCCAACGGCUACCAUACAGUGAUGGGUCCGCCGCCACCCCAUCAUAUGCUGUCCCAAUCGUCACCUCAUGCCAUAUACGCUGCCGCGUCGUCAACACUCUACUCGGAUGGCCGACGCUACGCGACUGCCCGAAGGGGACCGCCUCCGCCAAUGGGUGGACCACCGUUGCCGCCGCCACCGCCGCACCAUCAUAUGACCGGUUUUAUUCACGACGGCUACCAACAGCAUCCGAUACUGUUGACCGGCGGCGGACAACAUCCUGACGAACCUAUUUAUAUACAGUCGUCGACAAUGCGUCCGAUAACACCGAUGACUGCCGCCAACUAUGCUGCUGUCCAACACCACCAUCAUCAGCAGCAGCAUCACCUCGACCAGCAGCAGCCGACAUACAUCAUACACAAUGGCCAUCCCUAUCCGUUGCCGCCGCCGCCAUCCGAGCAGCACUACGGAACAGUUCAGCGGUCGUCAAAAUACAGGGACAUCAACAGUAGUCAACAACAAGAUAUGAUGGACAGCAGCAGUAGGCCAUCAUCAUCAUCGAAAAAGAAGGAUAAAAACAAUAAGGGAGGUUCCGGUUCUUCGGAAAUGGAGUCGUCGUCGUCGCCGUUCAAUACCGGUAUCUACAAGAAGAAGGGCCACCUAAACGAACGGGCCUUUUCCUAUUCCAUACGACAGGAACACCGAUCCCGGUCUAACAGUCUGACUAAUCUGCACUUUGACACCAACAACGCACAGCCAGACGAGUCUUCGGUGUUGUCGUCGGUGAUGAUGAAUGGCCACCACAAUCAUCAUCAUCACAAUGGCUUAGACAACGGCAGCAGCCUAUCAGCUCAACAAAUAAACGGCGGUUCGGCCAUUCAUCUAACCGAACGGGAACUAUCAGAUCGGUUGACUGCAUUGAAUAUGAACAACGGCCAGGCAAUGAUGAACGGCGGCGGCGGUGGCGCCUAUACCGGGGGUAUAGGCCAACAAAAAUUGCCGUUAAAGGCUCAUUGUAUUGUCCCCUCGCACGGUAAUCUUUAG
Oppia nitens is the source of this 2394-nucleotide messenger RNA. RefSeq lists its product as uncharacterized. The coding region runs from base 16 to 2394 and encodes 792 amino acids. Lineage: Eukaryota; Metazoa; Arthropoda; Arachnida; Sarcoptiformes; Oppiidae. The record is from RefSeq and is a predicted model, not a curated record. The transcript is spliced from 2 exons.